GCAGCAUCCCCAUCCUCAGCUGUCACUUAUAUCACAUCACACAAACGCCUGGUGUGUUUUUAGUCAACUGAACAUCAGCCACAUGGCAUCAGCAGGAAAAUCCUGGUAAAUUAAAUCAUACAAACAGCGAUGAGUCGUGAUCUGUAAACCCACAGUGACCCGUGUUUGCUGGGCGAAACACACCCCACGGAGUACCCCGAUAUUGUUCAGGGGAAAUAAUGGCUGCUCAGGAACCGUCUCCACCAUCUUCCCUGGAAGGCGUCAGACCGGGCUUCCCAAAGAAAAUCCUGGCCAACAGCCUCGAAGACAAGCAUCUGUGCAACUCGUGCCACAAGGUCCUGAGAAGACCCCUGCAAGCUCAGUGCGGCCAUCGCUUCUGCUCCUUCUGCUUUAACAAGAUAGUGAGUUCUGGACCACAGAAAUGCAGUGCUUGCAUCAAAGAAGAUUUAUUUGAAGAACCCACCUCUAUCCUCAAGCAAGGCGGUGCUUUCCCUGAUAAUGCAGCUCGGAGAGAAGUGGAGUCCCUGGCAGCUGUUUGUCCUAAUGAGGGAUGCACGUGGACGGGAACUAUCAAAGAAUUUGAGGCGAGUCAUGAGGGCAACUGUGACUUCAUGAUCAUCCUGUGUCCUUCCUGUAAAGAGCUGAUGAGAGCCAACGAACAGGAACGCCACAACGAGAGAGAAUGUCCAGAAAGGACACUCAACUGCAAAUACUGCAAAGAACCCUUCCUGUUGAAGAACAUCAAGGCUCAUGACGAAAUCUGUCCAAAGUACCCGAUGAUUUGUGAAGGUUGUGCAAAGAAAAAGAUCCCCAGAGAAAAGUAUGUGGACCAUAUUAAGUUCUGCAGUAAAUUUAAAGCUCCAUGCAGAUUUCAUGUUGUUGGCUGCGAUACGUCUGUGGAGAAAGAGAAGAUUCAUGACCAUGAACGGCAGUGUUCCUAUGAACAUCUCAACCUGCUCCUGCAUUUCAUCAUGGGCAUCAAGGUGAGCCUUGAGAGCCUGCAGCCCCAGAGCCUUGAUGUGGCCAGCCACAAGCUUCAGGAACUCCACCAGUCCCUGAGGGACCUGGAGCAGAAGAUGAGCCAGCUGGGUGGUGGCGGUGGUGCAGCUCCCGUGCUCGGUGCGUGCGCCCCGACUCUAACUACCUCCUUCACCCCACUGCCAAGUGCGGUAGGUGCCGCCCUGGAGCUACAGCUCCAGAGUGAAAAGACCAAGGUGGCGGAGCUGAGCCGGCGCUGCCAGGAACUGGAGCUCAAAGUUGGCACGUUUGAGAACAUUGUCUGCGUCCUCAACCGAGAGAUGGAGCGCUCCUGCACCACCAUGGAGGCCUACAAUCGUCAACACCGGCUGGACCAGGACAAGAUAGAGAUCCUCAACAACAAGGUUCGUCAGCUGGAGAGGACUGUGAGUCUUAGAGACCUAUCCAUCGUGGAGAUGGAGGGGAAAAUGAGAGAGAUGUCUGCUGCUACGUAUGAUGGCAUCUUUGUCUGGAAGAUCUCAGAUUUCACCAAGAAGAGGCAGGAUGCUGUGGCUGGCCGUGCCCCUGCCAUGUUCUCUCCUGCCUUUUAUACCAGUAAAUACGGCUACAAGAUGUGCUUGCGGAUAUACCUGAACGGUGAUGGGACAGGCCGAGGGACCCACUUGUCUCUGUUCUUUGUGGUGAUGAGAGGACACAGCGAUGCACUCCUGAAGUGGCCUUUUAAUCAGAAGGUCUCCCUAAUGCUGCUUGACCAGAACAACAGAGAGCACAUAAUUGAUGCCUUCCGGCCCGACAUCUCCUCCUCGUCCUUCCAGAGGCCCGUCAGUGAUAUGAACAUCGCCAGCGGCUGUCCACUCUUCUGUUCGCUCUCCAAACUGGACUCUAAAAACUCCUACAUACGCGAUGAAACCAUCUUCAUCAAGGCCAUCGUUGACCUCACAGGACUCUAGGCAAAAGAUAAUGGCAUAAGUCCAACCCUGCCUUUUGUUGAACAGGCUUUUGUAUCAUCAUUUACAGGCAUUUCUCUGUGAGGUUCUGUCGAGUUCUUUGUGGUUUUGUUAAGGAUUUUUGGUGGCAGUAUGUGAAAACGGAUCAGACAAAUCUGAGAGACAUACAUUCCUGUUAGGGUUUGUGGAUGGACCCAGGAUGCAGUGGUUGUAACAAAAAGGGUAUUUAAUAUAAAAAGAGUCCUUAAACAAGACAAAAACAAAACAUAAACACUACAGGGUGACACUGGAGACAAGAAAUACUAGAGAGGAGCAGAAGCUGAAUGGCAAGGCGCACAGGGAACACAGAACAAGAACGGGAAAGUUGGCGAGAAAGCGAGACACGAAAACCCAUAAAUGACCACGAGUAAAACGAGUGCAACAACGAGUACGAACCGACAAAGGGCAAAGGGGAACACAGAGGCUUAAAUAGAGACACAGCUAUCCACAGGUGCAACACAUGAGGACUGGGAAAAACAAUCACCAAGACAGGAUGUGACACAUCCAAGAAGCUGGAACAACACACAAGGAAAGCGAGACUACAAAAUAAAACAGGAAACAGAAAACACAGAAAUCCACAAAAAAGGAAAAUGACAGAACGUCACACAUUCCAAGACAUAGAAAAAAUACUAUACUUGUGAAAUAAGUAGAAAACAUUGUUACAAUGGUUACAAACAUUGUCUGUAAUCUCUAUGGCUUUUUGUACCAUAGAUGAGGUUGUCCAUGUUCAGUUCCACUACAAAAUGACCUGAUUUUACCGAGAGGUUCAAAGUGAUUUAACAAGGAUUUUAUGUCCAUUCACCUUUAAAUCUUGGUUUUUAAUUCAUAAUAUUAAUAAUAUUAAUGUUAAAUUCUAAAGAUUGCACAUUUGAAAACUAUGGACUUGAAAAGAUGAUAUGGUUAACUUGUUAGCAAAUUAUUUCUUAUGAACACAUCCAGCAGACACAGAGUAACAUCAGCAUUCAACAGGUGUUGCUACUCUGGCAACCAGAGAAAUUAAAUAUGAAUUAUCCUUUGAGCUCAGUUUUGGUCUCAACUCCUUGCUCUUUUGCUUGCUUGCUACUACGUUCACCAGCUAGCCGCUAGCUUUGUCUGCCGUUUAGUGCUGGACCGGUAGUGUACAAUGGGUUUAUCAAAGCUUUCAUUUAGAAUGAAAACAGCUGCCUGAUGCUGCUAUAGGGUACCAGGUAGAUGAAAGUGGUGAGACAAAUUAAAAAAAAAAGUAGUUUAAAGAUGCUAUGAGGGACCGCUUUUGCAUUACCUAGGGGUUAGGCUGGAGUUCCUGCAGCAGAUGACCCAUUGUUAAUGUAAAAAUAUUUGUAGUGCUGCUAUCAAAAAAAAAAUUGUCUGUCAAACUACUACUACUUGUAUUUCUGUUUCCUGAUGUUCCCCUGGGGUUUUUGUAUUGUAUUUUUGUAUUUUGAAAGUUUGAAAUUUCAAACACGAAUAUAUUUCCUUUUAUUGUUUUUUAUUAUUAAAAACUGAAAACACUGAGCCAUGAAAGUACUGGCUUUGU
Messenger RNA from Pleuronectes platessa (European plaice), 3480 nucleotides. RefSeq names its product Tnf receptor-associated factor 2a (gene traf2a). NCBI's taxonomy places the organism in Eukaryota, Metazoa, Chordata, Actinopteri, Pleuronectiformes, Pleuronectidae. Bases 219 to 1928 code for a protein of 569 amino acids. Gene Ontology annotation, biological process: positive regulation of canonical NF-kappaB signal transduction; tumor necrosis factor-mediated signaling pathway; protein K63-linked ubiquitination. The record is from RefSeq and is a predicted model, not a curated record. The transcript is spliced from 10 exons. Gene Ontology annotation, molecular function: tumor necrosis factor receptor binding; ubiquitin protein ligase binding; ubiquitin-protein transferase activity. Gene Ontology annotation, cellular component: cytosol; cytoplasmic side of plasma membrane; plasma membrane signaling receptor complex.